Aspergillus oryzae RIB40 is the source of this 372-nucleotide messenger RNA. RefSeq lists its product as uncharacterized. The coding region runs from base 1 to 372 and encodes 123 amino acids. The transcript is spliced from 2 exons. The record is from RefSeq and is a predicted model, not a curated record. Lineage: Eukaryota; Fungi; Ascomycota; Eurotiomycetes; Eurotiales; Aspergillaceae.
AUGGGAUCAUUUCCCAAAUCCACGGGUAACGUUACCGUUUGGUACCAUUAUCUAUUUUCCCUUAUCGCAAUCCAUCCCCUUAAAAAGUAUCCAUUUUUUUUUCUUCUCUUCUCUCUCUUUAAACACCUGGAAGAAGAUCAUUGUGUCAUUACAACAUCUUCUACUUUCCCCUCUCUCCGUGACACCUCAUAUGCGCCCAUCCUCGUCCUGCGUGAAACUAUUGAUAACCGGAACAUUCUGCACGGGCGAGAACAAAGCUUACACUUCCUAAAGAUUUUCCCUACUGUUCGCCAACAACCUCCCUUUUCUUUUCCCGUGCAACUGAACCUCUUGCCACGUCAAUUGUUGCCCAACAAGAUUCAUACCAAGUGA